GGCCAGUAUUGAUUUAAAAACCUGCCCCUUUUCUGUGGUUAAUGUUAAUUUCAUAAUGAUCUUUUCUCCCUGAAGUCAAGCAGCAGGAGUUAAGUGACAAUGUGCAAAUACUACUGGGCCAUCUUUAGGAGAACAUGAUGAGAAGAAGAGUAGUCUCACACUGUUUAUAACAGUGUGUUUAUUUAUUAGGGUGCCCACUUCCCCAUGCACCACUACAUCACUGGUGCAAACAGUUUUAAAACUGAACCCAAGAUCAAAUUCUAGUGAUCUAUGCCUACGGUAUCGUAAAGUGCGGGCACAUCAACUUUUAUCCUCUACCAUGUGAUCCUGUGCAGGGUGGGCUCUGUAGGAAAUGUCAAAGUUCACAUAUCCACAAUAUUAUGGUAGACGGUGGAAGGCUAUUAAUAUACAGAGGCACCUAUAAAUAUCCCUGAAGUACAUUUGAGUAAGGAAUAACUAGGAUCUAAGUGUUGAAAAUCAAAGGCAGACCUGCAGCGAGGAAAAUGAUUGGACCUUUAGGCCUACUCGUCCUCUUGGUGGUGAACCUGGUGUUAGUGAGUGGCACUCCGGUGGUGAUGAGCGACACUCCGGUGGUAGUGGGCGACACUCCGGUGGUAGUGGGCGACACUCCGGUGGUAGUGAGCGGUACACCUGAGUCGCUUCCAGUGGAUUGCAGUGACCUCUAUAGCAACGGCUUCGGUAACAGUGGCGUCUAUACGAUCUUUCCAGCGGGACCCACUUCCCCGGUUCAGGUCUUCUGUGAAAUGGGCAGCAUGGAUGCACCUGAUAGUGACAAAUGGACGGUCAUUCAAAGAAGGACUGAUGGCACCAUUAACUUCUACCGUGGAUGGGAACAGUACAAGAAUGGAUUCGGACAAGCGUCAAGUGAAUACUGGUUGGGUCUGGAGAAUAUCCAUCUCCUGUCUGGGAAAAAAAGCUAUAAGUUGAGAGUGGACAUGGAGGACUUUGAUGGCGCAAAGGCAUUCGUGGAGUAUUCCUCCUUCAACGUGGCCCCUGAGAUGGACGGAUACAGGCUCACGUUAAGUGGCUUCAAAGACGGUGGCGCGGGAAAUUCGUUGGAUCAUCAUAAUGGUCACAAGUUCUCAACAUUUGAUAAGGACCAAGAUUCUGAUGCUAGAAACUGUGCAAAAACCUACCUUGGAGGAUGGUGGUACGAUGUUUGCCAUCAUGUCAACCCUAACGGGGAGUAUUUGUGGGGCGAAUCAAUCUUUGGCGUUGGAAUUAAUUGGAAUUCUUGGAAAGGAUGGACGUAUUCCUUAAAAGCCAUUGCAUUUAAGUUAAGUCCCCAACUGGAACUGGAUGCUAUUGGAUGAAUUGUAGUAGAAUUAUAAUUCAUUGAUAGUGUGACUAUUUAGUUGAUGAGGAUCAGGCCAAUUAUAUUAAAUCAUAAGUCAAUAUAUACAACGUCCACAUGUUAAGCAUCAGAUGGGAUUUCAGCAUUAUAUUGUUUAGGCCUUUUACUCAAUAAAGAAUGAGAACAUUUA
Gadus morhua (Atlantic cod) is the source of this 1505-nucleotide messenger RNA. Its product is annotated as microfibril-associated glycoprotein 4-like. The coding region runs from base 504 to 1334 and encodes 276 amino acids. The transcript is spliced from 5 exons. The record is from RefSeq and is a predicted model, not a curated record. Gene Ontology annotation, biological process: elastic fiber assembly. Lineage: Eukaryota; Metazoa; Chordata; Actinopteri; Gadiformes; Gadidae.